This is a messenger RNA of Medioppia subpectinata, 1000 nucleotides long. NCBI's taxonomy places the organism in Eukaryota, Metazoa, Arthropoda, Arachnida, Sarcoptiformes, Oppiidae. The record is from the annotation of a GenBank genome assembly.
ACAGAUGCGGCACAUCUACUGUCAGAUUUGGCCAGUUUUAUACUCAGCCUCUUCGCCAUAUGGAUCAGCCGUCGACAGCCCACCAAACAUAUGUCCUUUGGCUACCAUAGGGCUGAGGUGUUGGGCGCCGUCACCAGUAUUUUGAUGAUAUGGAUACUGACCGGUGUUCUCGUCUAUCUGGCCAUCGAGAGGGUCCGCACAAACGACUUCGAGAUCGACUCCAGUGCUAUGCUUAUAGUGUCCGGAGUGGGAGUUGUCAUGAAUAUAGUUAUGGCAAUUACUUUGUCGGACGUGUUUUGUUGCCGUAAACGAGCACAACAUGCGGACGAUCGCAGCCAACACAGUGGCCUCAGUCACGGCCACUCACACGCAAGCCAUGGCCACUCACACGUCAAUAUGAAUGUUAGAGCGGCACUAAUCCAUGUGAUCGGAGAUCUGAUCCAAAGUGUUGGCGUAUUAAUAGCGGCGCUUAUAAUCCAUUUGAGGCCCGAUUACAAGAUGGCUGAUCCCAUUUGUACCUUCAUUUUUAGCGUAUUAGUGAUGUUCACCACUUAUGGCAUUAUGAGGGACGCCGUGUAUGUCCUGAUGGAGGGCUUCCCCCGGCAUAUGGACUACACGGCCGUUAAGAAGGACCUGAUGGACAUCGACGGCGUCCACAGUGUCCACAGUUUGCACAUCUGGUCGCUGACAAUGAGUCGACAGACACUGUCAGUGCAUUUAGCGAUUGGCGCCGACGUCGAGACCGAACACGUGCUUAAGAAGGCCGAGAGUCUGAUCCGCAAGAAGUACGACAUCCAAGAGACCACUAUUCAAGUGGAGAGGUUUGAGGCGCGGACUAUGACCAGUUGCCCGACCUGUAGAGGGCCUCCCGAUUGCUAAUAAACUCGUUAUUUUGUGAUGCAUUUUAUUAUAUAAAUUGUUGGUUUUGUUCAUCGAUUUUCAUUCACUUCUAGUGAUUUUAUUAAGUGAUAAUUUAAUUGUAUUUCAAUAUUUAUUUUUU